AUAUAUACUACUAAGAUAGAAGGGAUGCCAGGCUUUGGUAGUCGUUGAAUGUAGUUUGAAUAUAAGAAAUGCAUUUAUGAUUGUGUAUCAUGUCGGAACAAACUUCAUUUGACAAAGGGAGCCUUCAGAAACAAAAACGUUUCGGAACAUUUGGAAACGUGUUCUCAUUUGGUAAUAGCGCUCCGGACCCCGUCGUCUCCGAACCAACUGAUUCAGUUGUGAACACAUCUGCGAGCGAUCAACCGCGACAGGCGUGGGGCAGCCAGAUAGAGUUUAUCUUGACCUGUGUAGGAUACGCUGUGGGCCUUGGCAACGUCUGGAGGUUUCCAUAUCUGUGUUUUAAAAACGGCGGAGGUGCCUUUCUGAUUCCAUAUGUCAUCUGCCUCCUAUUGGUUGGAAUUCCUAUAUUUUACCUCGAGCUAAGCUUAGGACAGUUUGCAAGUCUUGGACCCUUAAAAGUAUGGACCAUCAAUCCUGCACUCAAAGGUCUUGGUAUGUGUUUGGUCAUCAUUCCCGCCAUGAUCUCAAUUUAUUACAACGUCGUCAUCGCGUAUUGCAUCUACUACUUCUUUGCAUCGAUGACGUCGGCACUUCCGUGGGUUACAUGUGACAAUAGCUGGAACACGUGUGACUGUCACGAUAGCACCCUAAAUAUGUCCUUGGCAGACCCCUGGCAAGGAUCAAGGCCAGAGUGUUUAAACUAUACAAGCAAUACGACGACCAGUGCAAGUGAAGAGUACUUCUUCGAGAAGGUUUUAGGAAGGUCAGGCGGAAUUGGUGAGCCGGGAAACGUGAAAUGGGAUGUCAUGCUUUGUAACCUAUUGGGAUGGUUUAUUGUCUUCCUAGUCCUGUCAAAAGGUAUCCAGUCUCUGGGAAAGGUGGUAUAUUUCUCGGCCAUCUUUCCGUAUGUACUGCUGACGGUCCUUCUAGUCCGUGGACUCACACUUGAUGGCUACUACGACGGGAUCAUGUUCUACAUUACACCCGACUGGGACAAAGUCGCAAACGCUAAUGUAUGGAGUGACGCUGCCACACAGAUCUUCUUCUCACUCAGCGCAUGUCAGGGAGGACUUAUAGCUAUGGCCAGUUACAAUAAGUUCACAAAUCUUACCUUAAGGGAUGCUUUGCUCGUGCCGGUAAUCAACUGUUUAACCAGUUUUUACGCCGGGUUUGCCAUUUUUUCCGUACUUGGAUUCAUGGCAUACUCGAAGGGUGUGUCUGUGGAAGAUGUCGCUACCGGUGGUCCAGGUCUAGUAUUCAUUGUGUACCCAGAAGGCCUCUCACAGAUGCCAGUUCCUACAUUAUGGGCCAUCCUCUUCUUCUUCAUGAUGAUGACUCUUGGCUUCAGUUCUCAGUUUUCUAUUGUGGAAGCUGUCAUUACCGGUCUCAUGGAUCAGUUUAGCAAUAUCUUAAACACAAAAUGGCGAAAGAUUGGUUUCCGGUUUUUGAUAUGCCUCACUGGAUUUUUGCUCGGACUGCCCAUGGUCACAGAGGGAGGCUACUACAUGUUUGAGAUGACAGACCAUUUCAUCAGUGGGUUUCCUAUGUUAUUCAUCGGACUUGCUGAGCUCAUUGCCAUCAACUUCAUUUACGGAUUUUGGAAUUUCAAACAGGAUAUUGAAAUGAUGCUUGGGCAAAACACUUGUAUCACGAUAAGCUUUUUGUUCUUUGGAAUCAUGUGGUGUUUUGUUUCCCCUAUUUGUUUGGCGGCUGUUAUAGUAGCGAAGUGUAUCGACUACGAGAAAUUUGUGUCUGACGGAUACGUGUACCCAGACUGGGCUCAGGCGAUUGGCUGGUUGAUUGUAGCAGGCGCUCUAUGUUUUAUGCCUAUCUGGUACAUCAUCUACAUGUGCAAGAAUGGGCUAUUCACGCUCUGUAAACGAGUAAAUACCCCAACCAGAGCAUGGGGUCCAGCGCUUCCUGAAAACAGAACCGGCCCGAGAUAUUCUCAAACAGUCGAAGUUACCCCUGUCAUCGAUAUGGAUGUCGAAGGCGGUUUAUAUAGACCAAAAGGCAAAGUCAUAUCAUACGAACCCGGCGAGCCUCGCGGAUAUGCAAAUGGUAACUACAGCCAAACAAACACUGUACCUUCUGCACCUGAUCUGCAAAAUGGAGGACUAGAGCCCUCAUACGAGCAUGGCUAUAUUAACAGUACCUUCUCCCAUCCAGACGAAUCUGGAAAGAAGGACGACUCAACAAAAUUUUGAAACAGCCAACGUUUGUGACCAGAAAUGUUUGUGACGCACAAUGUUUUCGUUCCACUACCUCUUCCUAUGUGAGACAUCAUGCUAUCAUCAUUUGCUAAAUAUCAAACGAUGAAGAUCACCUCCGCUCCAAAUUGAUGUACUUGAUAGGUAAAUAAUGAACGUAUCCAUAUACUAAUCAGGUGGUCCAAUUAUAUACAGUGUAUCUAGAUAUCAUGAACAUGUUCUGCCCUGAUAAUUCGAAAGGAUAAAGCCGUAAAAUGUAUUAGGGUGUUUGCAGAAAAUUAUGAAACAUUAGAACAUAUCUGAUCUUUUAUCUAUUCCAAAAUGUUGAGACAGUUACAACAUGUACUCAUACUUGGAAGUGAGAAUGUUAAAUAUUUCAUAAUUGUUUUGGUAAAAACACAUUCAUUGUUUAGUGGUAUGUGUUUCCUAUCCAUCUUACCAGAAAGGUGUUGAGGGCCUAAUUUCCCGAAUAAUUGCAAUUGUGCAAAUUCGUGCUAGCGCUAUUGAUAUAGUAUACACCUGAUACAAAACGUAUACAACGUGUUUAUGGUGGUUUCGUAUACAAAGUAGCUCAGGACCUCAACCAACUUUGUUUACCUAACAAGAUUAGACAAAUAAGUACAUAGUCACUAAUAUAAAAAGAAAAUAGAAAUACAGCCAAUGUAAAUGAGGAAUAGCAUGAAGAGUAAAUAACAGAUACUCUUACAGGACUUUGUGUGAUGCUAGUAUUCUUAUGAAUUGAAGAAUUAACUGGUUACAAAGCGUAAACCUCUUCAUAAUCGCAAUAAACAAACGCAAACGCAUUUCCAUGCCACAAAGUUGUUAUAUAUAUAUAUCAACAUUGUGUAAGAUCUCAUCGGGGGAACUGCUACAUAGUCUUGACGUCUACGUAAUAAUGUCGCUUAUCCAUUAUCUCAUAUAUGAUACAAAUUAAACUAACAAUGUAUUUGACAUUGGAAUCAAAAUAAUUAACUUUCUAA
Molecule: messenger RNA, 3190 nt
Organism: Mizuhopecten yessoensis (Yesso scallop)
Lineage: Eukaryota; Metazoa; Mollusca; Bivalvia; Pectinida; Pectinidae
Product: sodium- and chloride-dependent glycine transporter 1-like
Exons: 15
Coding region: 90-2207 (705 amino acids)
Biological process (GO): sodium ion transmembrane transport
Cellular component (GO): membrane
Source: RefSeq, a predicted model, not a curated record